CCCUCCAUUUCACUUCUCAGUCCAAACAAAGCAAUCACCAAAUGGAGUGUGAAGGGAGUUGGGAGAAGAGCGAAUUGAAAAAUGAGCUUGUUCAAGGGAUGGAGGUAGCAAGAAAGCUUAAGGCAGAGUUAGAGUUAGAAUCUAGUGCUGACAAUAGGGACUUGCUGGUGGACAAAAUAUUAUCUUCUUAUGACAAAGCUCUAUUGAUCCUAAGAUGGAAUGGAUCAGUUUCCAAGCCCCACACAUUGCAUCCAUCAACUAAAACCUCCCCACCACAGUCCCCUCUACCCCACAGUCAUCAACAGGAACUUAAACACUCUUCACAGAAAAGAAAAAUUAUUUCUAAAUGGGUGAAUCAGGUUAAGGUGAAUUCUGAGAAUGGCUUUGAAGGAUCCCAUGAAGAUGGGUACAGAUGGAGAAAAUAUGGACAGAAAGACAUCCUUGGUUCCAAAUAUCCAAGAAGUUACUAUAGGUGCACCUUCCGCAACACUAAGGAUUGCUGGGCAACCAAGCAAGUGCAGAGAUCAGAGGAUGAUCCCAAUAUAUUUGAAAUAACUUAUAAAGGAAGCCAUACCUGUUCCAAGGGGAAGAAGAAUGCUGCUAUGUCAGCAAAGUCACCAGACAUACAAGAACCACAAGAACACCAUACAAACUUCCAAAACAUGUUGACAGUCACUGCGGCUAAGCCGGGAAACGAAGAAAUGGCAUGUCCUUUCACUUCCCCAUCGACCUCCUCUGGAUGCAGGACACAAGAAAACCAGAACUUCCUUCCUUCAAUUCUAGAGAAUAAUCCCUUCUUGGGCAGUCUUUCACAAACACAUUUGUUAUUACCAAACACACCAGAAUCAAACUAUUUUCCAUCUCCUUUCUGCGCAAAUGAGCUUGAUGGGAUCUACAGCAAUCGAUGCUCGGAAUUCGAUGUUUCUGAGAUCAUUUCCGCCCAUACAUCAGCCACCAAUCCUCCAAUUUUCGAUUUUGAUUUCUCGCUUGAUCCACUGGAACUUGGCCAAAAUUUCCGUUUCAAUGCCUCCAGAUUUCCUCACUAAUGGAUCUAAAGAUUAAAAAUCACAUACUGUGUUUAGAAAUUUAAGAUGAGGAUUUUUUUAAGA
Messenger RNA from Arachis stenosperma, 1109 nucleotides. Its product is annotated as probable WRKY transcription factor 41. The transcript is spliced from 3 exons. The coding region runs from base 42 to 1046 and encodes 334 amino acids. Gene Ontology annotation, biological process: regulation of DNA-templated transcription. NCBI's taxonomy places the organism in Eukaryota, Viridiplantae, Streptophyta, Magnoliopsida, Fabales, Fabaceae. The record is from RefSeq and is a predicted model, not a curated record. Gene Ontology annotation, cellular component: nucleus. Gene Ontology annotation, molecular function: DNA-binding transcription factor activity; transcription cis-regulatory region binding.